Molecule: messenger RNA, 930 nt
Organism: Chrysochloris asiatica (Cape golden mole)
Lineage: Eukaryota; Metazoa; Chordata; Mammalia; Afrosoricida; Chrysochloridae
Product: sulfotransferase 1C1-like
Exons: 7
Coding region: 1-930 (309 amino acids)
Biological process (GO): sulfation
Cellular component (GO): cytoplasm
Molecular function (GO): RNA binding; sulfotransferase activity
Source: RefSeq, a predicted model, not a curated record
AUGGCCAACAAGAAGGUAGACGACAACGAGGAGUCAGAAUGCAACAUCCUAGCUUUAUGUGAAUUUUCCAUAUUGGAUGGCAUCCUUCUACAAAAGAAAUUAUGCAGGAGCUGGGACAAAAUUUGGGACUUCCAAGCCAAACCUGAUGACCUGAUCAUUGCAUCGUAUCCCAAAUCAGGGUUUGGGUUUGUAGACUUCAACAAUGAAGAAGAUGCUAAAGCCACCAAGGAGGCCAUGGAGGAUGGGGAAAUUGAUGGAAACAAAGUUACCUUGGACUGGGCCAAGCCUAAGGGCGAAGGCGGCUUCGGGGGACGAGGUCUGGAUCAGGCUAACAAAAUGCCGUCUCCUAGAACUCUGAAGACUCACCUGCCUGUUCAGCUGGUACCACCUUCCAUCUGGAAGGAAAAUGCAAAGAUUAUCUACGUGGCUAGAAAUGCCAAGGACUGUCUGGUGUCCUACUAUCAUUUCUCCAAAAUGUUUAGGAUGGUGCCUGACCCUGGGACAUGGGAGGAGUAUAUUGAGACAUUCAAAGCUGGAAAAGUGCCGUGGGGCUCCUGGUACGACCAUGUGAAGGGAUGGUGGGAUGCAAAAGACAAGCACCGCAUUCUCUACCUCUUCUACGAGGACAUGAAGGAGGACUCAAAGAGGGAAAUUCAGAAAAUACUGAAGUUCCUGGGAAAACAAAUACCAGAAGACAUGCUGAAUAAGAUUUUCUAUCACACUUCCUUCAAUAUCAUGAAACAAAAUCCAAUGGCCAACUAUACCAGCUUGCCUGCCAACCUCAUGGAUCACUCCAUCUCCCCUUUCAUGAGGAAAGGGAUGCCUGGAGACUGGAAGAACCAUUUUACUGUUGCCCAGAAUGAAGAAUUUGACAAGGACUACAAGAAGAAGAUGGCAGGGAGCACCCUGACCUUCCGCACAGAGAUCUGA